Durio zibethinus is the source of this 652-nucleotide messenger RNA. Its product is annotated as large ribosomal subunit protein eL33w. Gene Ontology annotation, cellular component: ribosome. Gene Ontology annotation, biological process: translation. NCBI's taxonomy places the organism in Eukaryota, Viridiplantae, Streptophyta, Magnoliopsida, Malvales, Malvaceae. The record is from RefSeq and is a predicted model, not a curated record. Gene Ontology annotation, molecular function: structural constituent of ribosome.
AUAAAUUCCCCAAACCUUAACCCUAAUUAGGUUUUUAGGUCUCUCUUGCAGUCGCCGUUACCAGCAUCGAAAGGAAUAAGCUUCAGCUUCCAAAUCGGAAAAAAAAUGGUAAAGGGACGCCAAGGAGAGCGAGUCAGGCUCUAUGUAAGAGGAACCAUUUUGGGUUACAAGAGGUCAAAGUCGAACCAGUAUCCAAACACUUCAUUGAUCCAGAUUGAGGGAGUUAACACCAAGGAGGAAGUAGCUUGGUAUGCUGGCAAACGUAUGGCUUAUAUUUACAAGGCUAAGGUGAAGAAGAAUGGCUCACACUAUCGCUGCAUUUGGGGAAAAGUUACUAGACCUCAUGGUAACAGUGGUGUCGUUCGUGCUAAGUUUAAGUCUAACCUUCCCCCCAAAUCUAUGGGAGAUAGAGUCAGAGUCUUCAUGUACCCCAGCAAUAUAUGAGUUGUCUAGAUGCUCGAUGGAGUUGAUUGAUAAGUCGAGUGACUCCCUUUUCAUUUUGUUUUUAUAAACUUAGUCAAAAUGUUAUGUGUUUUGGAGCAGUCUUUUUGUUUCAUUAUGAUGCUGAACAAGACUCCGCUUUGUUACUUGACUUUGAAGUUUUGAGUAAUCAAUCAUUUAUGGAACUGAAUAGCCAGGUUGAUCUACUUGA